Molecule: messenger RNA, 2122 nt
Organism: Poecilia latipinna (sailfin molly)
Lineage: Eukaryota; Metazoa; Chordata; Actinopteri; Cyprinodontiformes; Poeciliidae
Gene: nck2a
Product: NCK adaptor protein 2a
Exons: 4
Coding region: 286-1467 (393 amino acids)
Biological process (GO): cell migration; ephrin receptor signaling pathway
Cellular component (GO): cytoplasm
Molecular function (GO): receptor tyrosine kinase binding; signaling adaptor activity
Source: RefSeq, a predicted model, not a curated record
GCAGUUCGCCCUAGCUAACUUGAAAAACGUGCUCGAGGUGGAGGCAGUCAGCCUGCGAAGGAAAAACAAGCGAGGACAGGUCGGGCACUACAUGCCCAGCCCGUGUUUUAAAAGAAGGAAAAUUAGUUAAAGUGGAGGAUAUGUGGAUGUGAGUGGGGUUUUCGUCACUUUCACGCGGGCUCAGUUACUUAUUGUUUGGCUCUCGGGCUGUGGCUGUGGCGUGUUGAGCGUGUCGCUGUUUGCCCAUUCUCACUGGAGUGAACACUAAGGAGGACUCCAUGAAAGAUGACAGAAGAGGUGAUUGUUGUAGCCAAGUGGGACUACAUAGCCCAGCAGGACCAGGAACUUGACAUCCGUAAAAACGAGCGCCUCUACCUCCUCGACGACUCGAAGACGUGGUGGCGCGUCCGCAACACCGCCAACCAGACGGGCUACGUGCCGUCGAACUACGUGGAGCGCAAGAACAGCCUGAAGAAAGGCUCUCUGGUGAAGAACAUCAAAGACACCCUGGGUUUGGGGAAGGGCAAGAGGAAGACGAGUGCGCGCGAUGCCUCCCCUACGCCGAGCUCAGACACAGAGUACCCUUCCAACGGCAGCGGGGGCGGAGGUGUGGUCGGCGCCCCGGAGAGGAUCUAUGACCUCAACAUCCCCGCUGUGGUCAAGUUUGCGUACACAGCAGAGAGAGAAGACGAGCUAACUCUGCUCAAAGGCUCCAGAGUGGUCGUCAUGGAGAAGUGCAGCGACGGCUGGUGGCGUGGCAGUCACGCCGGCCGCGUCGGCUGGUUCCCCUCCAAUUACGUCCAGGAGGAGCUCAUGGGGGUGGACGAUGGAGACGGGGAUUCCCCGCGGGCUUACCUCGGCGGGACUCUGCUGGCCAACGGCCGCGCCGGCGGCCGGGGCGUCGUCCUCCACCUGGUCCAAACGCUCUACCCCUUCAGCUCGACGACCGAGGAGGAGCUGAACUUUGAAAAGGGAGAAAUCAUGGAGGUGAUAGAGAAGCCGGAGAAUGACCCAGAGUGGUGGAGGUGUAAGAACUCUCGCGGCAUCGUGGGCCUGGUGCCCAAGAACUAUGUGGUGGUGCUGGGCGAGCGACCCGGCCCGCCCUCCACCACGUCGGCCUCCCCUCAGAGCCGCUAUAUGGGACCGGCGCGCUCGGGGAGGUUCGCCGGCAGGGACUGGUACUACGGCAACAUCACCAGACAUGAGGCCGAGUGCAUACUCAACGAGCGGGGAGAGGAGGGCGACUUCCUCAUACGAGACAGCGAGUCAUCGCCCAGUGAUUUCUCCGUGUCCCUGAAGGCGGUGGAGAAAAACAAGCACUUUAAAGUGCAGCUGUCAGACGGGGUGUACUGCAUCGGCCAGCGCCGGUUCAACUCCAUGGACGAACUAGUGGAGCAUUACAAGAAGGCCCCCAUCUACACAAGCGAUCACGGAGAGAAGCUGUACCUGGUGAAGGCGCUGCUGUGAUCUACACAUCUACACUGGAUCUCUCACACACACACACGCACACAUGAUCCCCGACUGUCUUAACCCAAGCCUUAGUCUGGACCCCUCCCGCUGUGGUGUCUGUACCACAUCUAGAUCCUCAGAUCUCCUGGAUUUUUUUUUUUCCAAGCGAAAACCAGACAAACUGUUUUUUUUUUUUUUUCCUAGCUCUUCGCUGUUUUUGUUUUUGCAGAUGACCCUCAGACAGCCAUCGCUGAGCCACACGGCGAACACAGCGUGUACCGAUCCUCUAUUACCUUGGAUGUGCUAACAUGCAGUGACCACAUUUUGCUGCUAACAGAACGCCCGAGGCCUUGUCGGGGGGGGUUUGAGGUCUCCCUCUGAUGUCAUGCGUAACGUCUGCUUACUAGCACGUACAUUGCAAGUUCCACCGUUGCUCUUAACUCAGCCAGGACAGAACCGACGUUCUUACCGGUUCAGAGACGGACUCGGACCUCAGUGGGACCCAACUCUGUCACGUCUAACCGCAGCCCACGUUUCAUUUUAGUCCAUCGAGACCCACUUGUUAGUGAACUCACGUUGUUAUUCUUUUUUUUUUUUUUUAAAGCUUAUUUAAAUUUGUUCAAGUUUUGUAGUUACUUUUUCACAAAGUGACCAGAAUCACUUUUGCCUUUUU